AUCUUGUUUGCUGGUCGCCUAGGCAACCCGAGUUGCAGGCUGCGGCGCUUUGAGGCCUAGGCAAAGAGGGGCCUUUACGCCUCGCCUGAGCUGCUCAGCACCACUUCUGUUUUCGCCCAGCCUUUCCACGCUGAUCGCAGUUCAAAUGGAUUUGGAGAUUAAAGGAGUUGCUGCAUCUCCAAGGCAAGCACCACUGUCUGCAAGGCAAGGCAAAUAUGCUCAAGACUGGAGGCCACAAACAAAGUCAAGCCAUGGACCCCGACCAGCAGAAGUUCCAUGCCUAGACUUGGGAAAACUGGGCGAUUCAGAGGAUGAGGAUGGAGAUACCUACAAACCAUAUAGUGUUGAGCGUUCUCAUGCUGGUCCUCUACAUUCAGCUUCAACUAUUAGCUGGGGUACUCCAUUACAUACUCCUUAUGCACAGCAUUAUACUGUUCAACAGACAGCUAGAAAACCUGGUCUGAAGAAAUCUGAGUUUUCUUUAUGUGAGCAGAAUACAGUACCAGAAAACCUGCCGCCUCCAGCAGAUAAAUACAAAUUGAAAUAUCAGCAAUAUGAAGCCGAAAUGAAAGAGGAAUAUAAAUGUUAUUCUCAAAGAGCUGCAGAAAAGAAAAGGAAUAACGAGACUUUUGAACCUCCUGGAAAAAUUGAUGAGAAGGAGGAUAUACAGCCUGAAAGAAAAGAAGCAGAUGAAUUGACAGUUCUUGAUGAGAAGGCAUUUCUACAACAGUGCUAUACAAGUAAACCCUACACAAUGCAACACAGCGUAAGAAAAUUGGAAGCUGAAGAUGUUGCAGCAGAGAGAAAAAAACAAACAGUAGUGGAACAAGUGAUGAUAGAUCAAUUAUCUAGAGCCGUGAUCAGUGAUCCUGAGCAAAAUGGAAAUGGAGAUGUUUUGAAGAGUGAUCCUGUUCUUCCAGGAUUAAGGACAGCACCCCUGCGCUUUAGGAAAAGAACAUUACAUGAAACAAAGAUAAGAACUAGGUCAGCCUUAACUGAAAAUGUGCUUUCCAACAAAUUACGCUUUGAUGGUAGACUAAUAUCAAGAAAUGGGCGUGAUGCUUGUCGAGAUCUAAUUGGAUUUUUCUUUGUAUAUGACAAAUCCCUAACUGUUUAUGAAUAUAGACAGUUUGGUAAAAACAGAACAAAUGCUUUACCUUUUAUUCAGAAAGGGAUUUAUGCACAUCAGUGUGGACAAAGAAAAGGAAAGCAGUAUUGCCUUAAUGAUAUCUAUGUUGGAGCAGACCUAACAUUUUUGAGCCUUCAUCAUCCUGGUCUUCCCGAAAGUAUUAAACAGAAGACAGUAUUUACAAUCCGUGUCACAAAUAUUGAUGAAACUGCUAGGGCUUUUCUCAAGGCUUCUGAUGUGGAAAAUGAGGAACAUCUUAUCAAGCAGGAAGGUGAUGGCAAGAGUAUUUUUAGAACUCUUCAAAAUAGGCUAAGAGAAAAACUAAGUAAGAGAGGAGUUCGCAUUGUUACAGGAUUAGGGAAAUACUUCAGAGAGUUAGAAAGAAAACAGAAUGGAGUUGUCUCAAAAACAGACUUCAAGCAAGCAUUGAAAGUGUUUCAUUUAGAAGUUCCUGGAGAGGAUUUUGAAUCUCUAUGGUCAAUACUUGAUGACAACAAUAAUGGUAACAUUGAUUAUACUGACUUUACUCAUGCCAUUCUUGGAGAAAUGAAUGAAUAUAGGAAAGCAUUUGUCAGAAAAGCUUAUAUGAAGUUGGAUUACAACAAAACUGGCAGUGUGCCUAUGAUCGAUAUCAAGAAAUGUUAUUGUGCUAGAAAACAUCCCCAAGUCUUAGCAGGCAAUGCAACAGAGGAAGAAGUUAAAUCUUCGUUUCUAGAAACACUGGAGGAUGCUUGCAGCAAUCCCAAUGAAGUCUCAUUCUCUGAAUUUGAGGAUUAUUAUGAAGGAUUAAGUAUUGGAAUUAUGGAUGAUGAAGAUUUUGUUAAUACAUUAAGGAACCCUUGGGGAAUUUAAAAGUAAAUGAUAUGUGUUAACAACAUCCACAACUAGGAUGAGAAAUGAAAUGCUAGAAUUUGAGACACACUAACCUUUGAAUGACAAUUUAAUAGAUUGACUUGAAUAGUCUAAAGAUAAAUGAUGAAACAUUCCAAAUGUUCAAUGUCGUACAUAGAAACAUAUACAUUUCUUGUAUUAUUGUUAUAUGUUUAUAUGUUUUAAAAUUUCUUAAUGUAUGUAUUUUUAUACUUCUGUUUUAAAUGUCAUUUUAAUUGCAUAUUGUUGAACACAUUGAAUGGUUGCAUGGUUGUAAAGCUGCCUUGAGUUGGCUCUGGGUUGGAUAAAGGCGGGGUAGAAAUGUAAUAAACAAAUAAAUAAAUAAACUUUUGGCUUAUAUUUAGAAUCUUUUCCAACUACUGAAAGUCCUACUGGACAAGAUUCAACAUAAAAAGGAAAAAAAUUAAAAUAAAUCUGUGAAACAUGGACCUGAUAAAAGGAUAUAUGUAAUAAAAAAGGAGAUAGUUCAUAAUUUUGGCUCCAGGCCUGCCCUUGUCUUAUGCACAAGAUCAACUUACAGUCCAAUAUAUGCAAUAAUUGAUAUAGCUGGAAUUUUUCAAAAGCACAGUCAUUCCUAUGGCCUGAAUUUUCUUGAUAGUCCCAUCUAAACAAGGCAUAUCAAACUAGUUGGAUUCACAUAAGUGUGGACUCACCAUUCAAUUAUUUAUUUAUUUAUUUAUUUAUGACAUUUAUAUGCCGCCCUUCUCACCCCGAAGGGGACUCAAAGCGGCUUACAAGUCAUAUCUACAUAAAACAUACUAUAUUACUAGCAUAAUACUAAUACAUCAUUCAUAAUAUUAGUAUUAUAUAAUAUUAUAUUGUUGCUAGGGGAGGGACUUUGAUGUCGCAGGAGACAAGAUAGGACUGUCUUCUCUUCUCCCUUCUUCACUCGGUCCCAGAGUGGCCGUUGGUGGUGGGGGAAGGGCUUUGAUGUCUCAGGAGACAAGAUGGAACUGUCUUCUCUGCUUCCUUCUUCACUCUGGCCCCAGAGUGGCCGUUGGUGGUGGGGGAAGGGCUCUGAUGCCACAGGAGACAAGAUGAAACUGUCUUCUCUGCUCCCUUCUUCACUCUGGCCCCAGAGUGGCCGUUGGUGGUGGGGGAACGGCUUUGAUGUCUCAGGAGACAAGAUGGAACUGCUCCCUUCUUCACUCUGGCCCCAGAGUGGCUGUUGGUGGUGGGGGAAGGGCUCUGAUGUCGCAAGGGACAAGAUGGAACUGUCUUCUCUUCUUCACUCUGGCCCCAGCUUUGUUCUAGUUGGGACUACUAAUAAGAUUUAGGCCUAUGACUUUUAUUUGAUAGAGCUAUUUUAGUAAAUGUCUAUAGAUAGCAGAGCACAUACACAACUAUAUGGUAUUAUAGUGCUCUCUUAUCUUUUUAUGAAAUUUCUUACUAUAAAAUAGUAUUUGUGUGUCUUCUCAGCUACUUUCUGCAGCUGUAUGUACAUCAACAUACAGAAGUCUUCAUUUAUGUGCAUCAUGUGCUCUUUAAAAGAUUAUCUUGUUGCAAAUAGCAAAGGAGAAUCUUGCUAUAGUAAUUAGAAUGUAAUAAAAAUUGGACAAUGGAUUUCAUAUGUAGUUAUGAGUAAUCCCAAAUCACUCUUUCUUUAAAAAAAGAAAUUGCCCUGUUCACUUCAUUGAGAUACUCUGUUCAUAUUUUUUAAAACCACAUAUCUUUAGUUUGUAAAGGAUAUUCCAAUAUAAAUGUUAUAUUUUUUUCUUAAUAUGGAAGAUUUCUGAUUUUAAAAACAGUUUCUUGACUAUUUUUAGAAUUAUUUUGAUAUCUUACUUAAUAACUAUAAUUUGUGGUUCACAUCUAUUCCAUUGUUAUGAUCUGUCAUAAUUUUGCUAUUUUUAACCAAACCUCUUUAAAAAACAAGCAAACAUCUGAACUCAUUUCAAAGAAGCUUUUAAAGAUAUCAUUUGGCAUAAAGGUUCACAUUUCCAUUAGUACUGCUAAUAUCAUGUGUUUUUUAUUCCAUAUGUAUAAUAAUAUGGAUUGUAUUAAUUUUGAACAUGUUUCCCAUUUUUAUGGUGUAGAAGUCCUAGAAAUUAGUAUAGUCCCAUUAUAGGAGUCUUCAAAUGAAAUGUAUUAUAUAAUGCUAAUGACUUUCCAGUGCAAAUUUCAUGUGUAAUUGUGUACCAUUAAACUAUGAAUAUUUGCUACAUUUGUAAA
Anolis sagrei ordinatus is the source of this 4192-nucleotide messenger RNA. It is a transcript of the gene CAPS2, whose product is annotated as calcyphosine 2. The record is from RefSeq and is a predicted model, not a curated record. Lineage: Eukaryota; Metazoa; Chordata; Lepidosauria; Squamata; Anolidae. Gene Ontology annotation, molecular function: calcium ion binding.